UUGCUUAGCUGUUAUCCACCUCCAUUACGAUCAAAACCUCCAUUAUUAUCUGCGUAACUGGAGGAAGGAUUAACAAGAGAAAAAAAAGAAGAAGAAAAGAGAGAACACUCAUAGAACACACCAAAGCUCAACGCCUCCUCAUUCUUCCUCCUUCAUCGAAACCCUAACAUCAAACGACAACAACAACAACAACAAGAGGAAGUCGUCUCUUUCUGUCUCUGUCUCUCUCUCUCUCUACAUUUUUUGACCUAAAUUCCUCUUAGCUUUACUCUUUCUUCAAGCUGACGGCGUUAAUUCGGCGUUACUGUGAAAGAGAGAGAGAGAGAGAGAGAGAGUGAAGAUGUGGGGCGAGGGAGAUGAGAGUAUUGGAGAGAGAAGAGAGACGAAGAGAGAGGAAUGGAGAUGGCUUCGGAGCCGGAGAGUAGUUUUAGAGCAUUGUCCUUUUAUUUGACUGUGGUUUACUUGGGGCUUUCACACUCUCAACCUGACCAAAACCGCCAUUUUUAACGCUUUCUCUUUCUCCUAUUCUUUGUCUGGAUUCUCAUGUACAUAUACUCACUCCUCUCUCUUUCUUUCCCUCUCUCUCUCUCUCUCUUAUUUGCUGCCUUUUCUUCUCAUUCAGUCUGGUUCUAGGGUUUCAAGUACUCUUCUCUUCUAGCGUGGGCACACUCCGUCGAUGAAUUAUUAGGGUUUUUUUCCCCCCCACAUUGUCACCAAUGAAUCUUGUUGCUUAUUUAUAUCACGCAGCUCUCUCCCUUAACUUCAUUUAUCUGCUUAUCGUCUUGGUUUCUUCAGCUUCUGAUUCUGAACUAAACUGUCUGCUUGAAUUCAAGAAGGGGAUUCAGAAAGAUCCGCACAACUCGGUCAACGGGAAGUGGGAUUUGGUUUCCGUUUCGAACUUUGAUGGUUGCCCUUCGUCCUGGACCGGUGUGUCUUGUGAUGAGAACGGUAAUGUGUCUGCAAUUGUGCUGGACCGGCUUGGCUUGGGAGGGGAGUUGAAGUUUCAGACUCUGAUUGGGCUUAGAAGUCUUAAGAAUUUGAGUCUUUCUGGAAAUGAUUUUACUGGACGGCUUGUUCCGGCUCUUGGGACAUUAUCUAAUCUGCAGCAUUUGGAUCUGUCCUCGAAUAGAUUUUAUGGGCCGAUCCCGGAGCGGAUCAAUGAUCUUUACAAUCUCAACUAUCUUAAUUUCUCAGCAAAUGAGUUCAAUGGUGGGUUUCCAGUUGGCAGAUUGAAUCUUAAUCAGCUCAAGGUGUUGGAUUUGCACUCUAAUCGACUUUAUGGGGACAUUGGCCUGCUGGUUUCCCAGCUGCGGAAUGUGGAAUAUGUUGAUUUAAGCCACAAUGAAUUCUACGGCGGACUUUCAAUUGGCUCUGAUAACGUCUCUAGUCUGGCUAAUACAUUGAAAAGUUUCAACUUAAGUUACAAUAGAUUGAAUGGUGGAUUCUUUGACGUUGACUCUCUCAUGUUAUUUCGAAAUUUGGUAGUCUUGGAUAUGGUUCAUAACCAGAUUAUAGGGGAAUUGCCUUCAUUUGGGUCCUUGCCUAAUUUGCGCGUUUUGAGGCUUGGUUAUAAUCUUUUAUCUGGCUCGGUGCCUGGGGAACUGUUAAACAGGUCUUUGCAAUUGGAGGAAUUGGAUCUUAGUGGUAAUGCAUUUACAGGUUCAAUUCUUCGGGUUGACUCUUCUACUCUGAAAUUUUUGGACCUCUCUUCAAAUGCUUUGUCCGGAGACAUAUCAGUUUUGCAAUCUUGGGAAGCCAAUUUUGAAGUUCUUGAUUUAAGUUCAAAUAAGUUCUCAGGAAGCUUCCCAAACGUAACUUCCUUCUUUCAGGGAUUAAAGGUGCUUAAUGUCAGAAAUAAUUUCUUAGAAGGCCCUUUGCCGUUUACAUUGGUCAACUAUCCUAGCAUGUCUGCAGUUGACUUCAGUUUAAAUGGUUUUAGCGGCACUGUCCCUGCUAGUUUCUUUACAUCUGUUACCUUGAUCAGCCUCAAUCUGUCUGGAAACCGGCUAACUGGUCCCAUUCCCCUUCAAGGCUCAAGUGUUAGUGAGUUGUUAGUUAAACCAUCAGAUCUGCCAUUGGAAUAUCUUGAUCUAUCCAAUAACUCCUUGAUUGGUGGGUUGCCUUCUGAAAUAGAUAAACUGGCGAGGCUCAAAUUGCUAAAUCUUGCCAAGAAUGAAUUAUCAGGACCACUUCCAGAUCAAUUGACCAGAUUGAGUGACUUGGAGUACCUUGAUUUAUCAAACAACAAAUUUACAGGUGAAAUUCCUGGUAUGCUUCCCAACCUACAUGUUUUUAAUGUAUCCUACAAUGAUCUCUCAGGUGACGUUCCAGAGAAUUUAAGGAACUUCCCCAUCUCAUCAUUUCGUCCAGGAAAUGAUAAGCUUAACUUACCAAAAGAUAUAGGUUCAGAGAACUCGAUUCCAAAUAAUUUCCCUGAGCAUGGAAGACGUCGUACUUCUAAAGCUAAUAUCCAAAUAGCUAUUAUUCUUGCCUCAGUUGGAGCAGUUGUGAUGAUUGUUUUUCUUCUACUGGCUUAUCAUAGAGCACAACUCAAAGAUUUCCAUGGAAGAAGUAUAUUUAGCGGCCAGAGUACUGAAAGGAACAUUAAGAUAGAACGUUUCAGGCCUUCCAUUUUCAAGUUCCAACCGAACAAUCAGCCUCCACCAACCUCUGCAAGUUUUUCAAAUGACCAUUUACUAACCUCCACUUCAAGGACAUUAUCUGGGCAGGCAGAAUUCUCUUCCGAGAUUUCUGAACAUGUUUUACCUGGAGGUGCUGCUGCGAGUUCAUCAAUGAUUAUUCCUAAUUUACUCGAUGAUCCUGUUACAUCUGGGAAAAAUUCCUCCCCAGGUUCCCCAUUAUCUUCCUCACACCAGUUUGUUGAAGGGCGUGAACAACCUGUGACACUAGACGUGUAUUCACCAGAUCGUUUAGCUGGAGAAUUGUUUUUUCUGGACAAUUCACUGCUAUUCACUGCUGAGGAACUAUCCAGAGCCCCAGCUGAAGUUCUUGGUAGAAGCAGCCAUGGAACACUAUAUAAAGCUACUCUGGAUAGUGGACAUAUGCUGGCUGUUAAGUGGUUACGUGUGGGGCUGGUCAAACAUAAGAAGGAAUUUGCCAAGGAAGUUAAAAGAAUUGGAUCAAUGAGGCAUAAAAGCAUUGUUCCAUUACGAGCAUAUUAUUGGGGUCCAAGAGAACAAGAAAGACUUCUUUUAGCUGACUAUAUUUUGGGAGAUAGCUUAGCUCUACAUCUUUACGAAACUACACCUCGAAGGUAUUCUCGGUUAUCGUUCAGUCAACGACUAAAAAUUGCAGUGGAAGUUGCUCGCUGUUUGUUAUACCUUCAUGAUAGGGGCCUCCCCCAUGGAAACUUAAAGCCAACAAAUAUUAUCUUGGCAGGCCAUGAUUCCGAUGCCCGGCUCACUGACUAUGGACUUCACCGUUUGAUGACACCAGCAGGCAUUGCGGAGCAGAUAUUGAAUCUAGGAGCACUUGGAUAUUGCGCUCCAGAACUCGCUUGUGCAGCAAAACCUGGUCCAUCUUUCAAGGCUGACAUUUAUUCAUUUGGGGUAAUUUUAAUGGAGCUUUUAACCAAAAGAAGUGCAGGCGACAUAAUAUCGGGUCAAUCGGGGGCUGUUGAUCUCACAGAUUGGGUGCGUCUGUGCGAUCAAGAAGGACGAAGAAUGGACUGUAUAGACCGAGAUAUCGUAGUUGGAGAAGAGCCUUCGAAAGCUAUGGAUGAACUGUUGGGUGUAUCUCUCAAGUGCAUUCGUCCUGUAAAUGAGAGGCCUAACAUCAGACAAGUGUUCGAUGAUUUAUGUGCUAUAUGUGUUUGAUUUUCAUCCCCAUCCUUCCAACCCCCCGUGUACAUGCGUCUUGGAAUUAGUUUUUUUCCGUGUUCCUCGACCCCAAUUGUUUUUGUUUCUUAUUUUUCGCUUCGUAUUGGUUUCAGCCUACUGAUUUUGGGCUAAUUGUCACCAUUUUUUCUCCGUGAAAUUUUCUUGUAAAUGGACAACCACCCCAUCCAUUGAUUUUUUUCCUCCCCUACAAGAGUUUCAGUUUGAUGUUAAUGGAAGAAAAAUGUUGCUCA
Molecule: messenger RNA, 4090 nt
Organism: Cucumis melo (muskmelon)
Lineage: Eukaryota; Viridiplantae; Streptophyta; Magnoliopsida; Cucurbitales; Cucurbitaceae
Product: probable inactive receptor kinase At5g10020
Exons: 3
Coding region: 717-3836 (1039 amino acids)
Biological process (GO): protein phosphorylation
Molecular function (GO): protein kinase activity; protein binding; ATP binding
Source: RefSeq, a predicted model, not a curated record